CAACGGAUGAAUUAUCCUCAAUGAAUUAUGGGACGUCGUACUGAACAAACUGAAAUUGAGAGUUUGUAUGCGGAAAGAAUUAUUCUUCUCCAACAGACCCAUGAUAUGUAAAUAAAGAGAGUUACGAUAGAUUGACGAUUGGUAUAAAACUUCACGUCCGAUAUGUAUACGUAGAUAUUUGGUGUGUUUUAUUUUGUUAGUUUAGAAUGCCUCUCUCUCUCUCUCCCCCUCCGUUCCUCUUCACUUUCUCCAUGCCAAGAGUUCAAGCUUAACAGCUAACCCUAAAAAUCUUAGCAAGAAUGUCUCUUUGUUUCGACCGAUACAAUCCCAUAAUUAAAUGGAACUCCACUCCCUCGUCUCAGUUCUCACCACUCACUCCCAAACCUUAAAAACACCAUUCCAACAAUCGAAAGAACUCUUCAAAGGGAAAUGAUGGAGCCAAUAAACAGGAUAUCCUCGAACUGGAGGACGAAAAAUUAAAUAAGGAUAUGAGAGUUGAUAAUAGUACUAAUGUUGUAAGGAAGAGAUGGAGUUGCACCAAAUCAGGAGAUUUUAUAAGCCCUGCUGGUUCAACUAGAUACCUGUUGAGUGAUAAAGCUUUCUUAGAUGUUUUAUCGGAUUUCGACCCGGCUCUUAAAUUGGUUCACGAUGAACCUUCCAAGUCUAAAGCUGAUAAAACAGAUGAAUCAUGUGAUGGAAAACCACCCUCUUUGUCUGAAUCUCCAGAACAGGUAGUUGUUCUUAGAGUACCUGUACACUGCAGAGGAUGUGAGAGGAAAAUGCGAAAACAUAUAUCUAGAAUGGAAGGUAUGCAUAUUUAUUUCUCUGUUCCACUAAACUUUUUUCUUCUUUUUGUUUUUGUGCGUGUGGGGGCUACGGGGCAUUUGAUUGUUUAAAGACAAUUCUAGAAUGUUUGGUAAGGUGAGCUGGAUAGCAAUAACAAAGAAAAAGAAACUAAACUCUUUUUAAUUGUAUAUACGAUUUAAUAUUGCAUACCAAACAUGUACUAAGUUUUUCUUGAAUCUUGAUUGCUAUUAAAACAAUAAUGCCCUUGCUACGGACAAGGCCUUAAUCUGUUAUUACUAUUGAAAGUGGACAAAUAUUAUUAUUAAUCUGUUAUCCACAAGUACUGGAUAACACACUUUCAAUAGUUGAAAUAGGGGUCCAACCAAGUUUAUCCGUGGAAUUCACAAGUACUACCAUUUUAUCUAUCAUUCAAUUCUAUCUAUUUAAACAUAAUUGUUUAUAAACACUUUUCCAACAAUGUACUUCUUACAAUGCAAGUAAAAAAUUAGCUAAAUAAUAGUAUACAUUAGCUCAUUAAAACAGUAUAUACCUUAAAAGUUUAUUAUUUUUAGUGAAUUUUGAUCAAAGUUGAAUGAAAU
Messenger RNA from Olea europaea var. sylvestris, 1385 nucleotides. RefSeq names its product protein SODIUM POTASSIUM ROOT DEFECTIVE 2-like. Lineage: Eukaryota; Viridiplantae; Streptophyta; Magnoliopsida; Lamiales; Oleaceae. Bases 489 to 896 code for a protein of 135 amino acids. The record is from RefSeq and is a predicted model, not a curated record. Gene Ontology annotation, molecular function: metal ion binding. The transcript is spliced from 2 exons.